Molecule: messenger RNA, 7242 nt
Organism: Lineus longissimus
Lineage: Eukaryota; Metazoa; Nemertea; Pilidiophora; Heteronemertea; Lineidae
Product: nucleolar pre-ribosomal-associated protein 1-like
Exons: 30
Coding region: 51-7013 (2320 amino acids)
Biological process (GO): maturation of 5.8S rRNA from tricistronic rRNA transcript (SSU-rRNA, 5.8S rRNA, LSU-rRNA); maturation of LSU-rRNA from tricistronic rRNA transcript (SSU-rRNA, 5.8S rRNA, LSU-rRNA)
Cellular component (GO): nucleolus
Source: RefSeq, a predicted model, not a curated record
CCACGUGGGUUAGCACAUGGUAUCGCUGGCCAUCCCAAAACUUUACAAAAAUGAAAAGAAAAAAGGAAGAAAGUACCCAGGGUGGUGAUAAACAAGUUCCUCAGAAAAAGAAGAAGGAGGAGUUCACUGAGACGGAAUUCAGAGUACUGAUCAAAGACCCUAAUUCAAGGUUUUCUGUUUUAGAGAAGUUCUUGAAGUAUGCGGUGGAAUUCCCAAAGGAGCAGCAAUAUGAUAUUGUGGCUGCGUACUGCAAAUCAUCUGGGGAGUGUGCAGAGAUCUUCCAGCUCAUGGAAGAAGGCCGGAGAAAACCUCCAGAGCUGUGUCUCAUCUUCAAUGUCCUGGAGCACAUUCUGACAAGAAUUGCCACAGACUUGACGCGGUACAAGGUCGUAGCUGAAAACAUCAUCAAGAAGGUCUUGGCAAGUUUCAUGAACAAUGUCUACUUCUUGUUGUCGAAGUUCAACAAGUCUAACCAGAUGAAAGCAUCCCUGAAACUGCUGUCUGCGAUGGUGAUUCAGGGUGAGAGGGCGGCAAGGGACGUGUUUCUGCAGAUGAAUUUCAAUCAUUUGAAUAUCCGUCCCCUGCUUAGUAGAAAGGAUACCAAGGAUCCAGAUGAUGUGCGAACAUGCCUGAUCUAUUUCUACAUGUCCUUCCUUCUCCACGGUGACAACUCACUGGUGCGAUCAUUUGUCAGCACAAAGGGGAUUCUUCAGAGUAUCUUCAGUGGGAUGAUGUAUGACAAACCUGCUGUGGUUGAAUUCAUCUUGGAGACCCUCCUGUCAAAGGUGAUAGAGAAUCCAGUGAUCAACAAGACGGUGAAGAUCAGACUCUUUGACGAGUCGUCACUCAAGUUGCUCAUCCAACUCUACUAUUGGAAAGGACCGUACAAGUUCAACUACGGGAAGAAGAAAGACAAGGUGGAUCCUAUGGACACACAGGCAGAGCCAAGGGAGACGGACAGUGAUGAUCUUGCCCUUGUUAGAGAGAACAUUCAUAAGCUGCUACUGGAGCUGUGUUGCUCCUUCAAGAACGGAAUCAACUUUUAUGACAAGACACUUGGAACCUCUGGAAAAAACCAGAACCAUGUGCUAACGGCCUUCCUCACCAGCAUCAAGAAGCCUUAUAAUAAUCCCAAGGUCAAGGAACUCGUCAUCGAGAUUCUCAAGACGUGCCCCGAUCAACUCAACAAGUAUUUCACAUCACUGCAGGAUCAUUUUCUGCCCAGAUUGUCGCCCUCGUGGGUAGCAUGCAUGACCUUCAUGACCGAGAUAUAUGAGAAUCAAUCAGAUGUCCCGCCAUCUUUAAAAACCGGUGAUAUUCCUUGUCCCAAGCUUGUACAGAUGGCACGAGUUACUGUCAUCCCGCCAGCAAUCAUUAUGAACUUCAUCAGCCAGGCAGCCAAGAAAAGAUCCAGCCCGGUUGUGCGACACAUGGCCCUGAAGUUUGUCAGCUUGGUGUUGGGGAAGGUUCAGAGAGUCGUUGAGUACUUUGAGAGCAAGGAGUGCAGUAGUACCUCAGAGGUCAGGAGUGAGUUUUUACAACUCUUUCAAGAAGUUAUUCAAAAGCAUCUACCAGAUUUCAAGUCCAUCUCGAGUUGUUGGGAUUUCUUGCUGCGUGACCAGACGGUUGAUGAGAUGGAUGUAGAGGAAGCGGGAGAGACUCAUGAAUCAGCACCUUCAGAUAUAGAGAUGGUAGAGCUUCAGACCACAGUCAUCCAAACCCUAGCCUCCUACAGGAAGACUUUCUCCCAUUCUACACAUGAGCACUUCAUCAACUUGAGCUCCUUCCUUGACGGGGUGAAGAAAGCCAGUGGUGAUGAGAAGGACCAAGCGAAGCUCUCCAAGCUCUAUUUGAGCGUUCUUAGUCUUCUGGCUAACUCGGAUACAAGGAUGAUUCCGUGGAAUAAAGUGAAUGACCAGGGUGAGUCCUUCGUCUACCUUGUCCUCGAGAUGCUCUUCACAACUGCUUAUGAUCAAGAUUUAGCCACUGCGACCAAAGAUCAAGUCGUGAAGCUCCUGGUUGGCACGGGGCUAUUUGACCACAUUGAAGACGAGAUAAUCAUCUGGCUGAACCAUCUGAUCAGCAGCGAGGAAAACGUUCGACCGGCAAUCUUGAAGUAUUUGGAGAAAGUUUUUACGACUUUGUUGACGACGCCGCAGGCUUAUACUGAUCAGGUGGCUAAAGUUGUCCAGGAGGCACAGCAAGUGGAGAGUGUUCUGGAUGAGGCUGCUGGUGGUGGUGAUGCUGCUCAGGCAUUGAUACAGUCAAUAUUAAGUCGAGACGAAAUGCCCUUGGACAAGUAUGAGCCAAUGGAGAAUGAAGAAGAUGAUAGCUGGGAUGAUUCAACCGUCUUUGCUUCAAGGAUCCCGUUCAGUCCUCUGGUCCCUGUCUCCUUGCGAGUCCUUGAAAAGUUUGAAGAAUCCAAAACAGUGGUCUGUGCAUAUUUACACAAUGUCCUAAUGGAGAUCUUACACGGCCAAGUAAACCCUAAACCUUUCCACCUGAUGUUGGAGCAGCGCGGUUCUCACUUUGAAGACCAGACUUUCAAGGAAUAUGCAAACUCCUUCAUUGGAGAACGAGAGCCACAGUCGCCAAAAUCUUCAGAAAAAGCCACCAGAAAGAAACUUCUGAAGGAAGAUAACCCCUGCGCCAUUUUGAAAACAUGUUGGCUGAAACGCCCCAAUCUUUUCCAAGAUGACGACAUAAAUUCCCAUGUUGUUGAGAUGACAGGAAAGUUGACCUCGCACAAACAAGUUGCUGUUGUUAAACAGAUUCUCCUCUACGUGCAUGCUGUGGUGACAACAGCCAAAAUGGAAAGUGAGCAGGCCAAGGAGAUGACAGAGGGUCUACUAUGGCUACUGACAGACGUCAUUGACAGUGCGAGAAUAACGUCGGGAGAAGAAGGCGUCAAUGAACCAAUGACUCCAAUAGCGGACGACGCCUCAGAAAAGACUGAACAAGUUGAUUUGAGUCACCAGAUGAUCCAGUUGGUUCUAAAGUAUCCAACUGUCGCAGACAAUUUUCUUGUUCCAGCAGAAAACUGUUGUGUCCCGUUAAAUCUUUCACAUUGUAUCACAAAUAACUUGGGAAGUAUACUUCUCUACGCCUUAGACGCAGAUAAGGAUGAAUCCAUGUGUGUACCUUACUUGGACAAAUUACAACAGAUGCUUUUCCAUGAGAAAAGUGGUUUGUAUCAAAGUGCUGCGUUUGGGAUGGUUGCUAUGCUUGCACCGUACAUGAGCAAUGGAAGACUCGUAACAAUUGUCAAUAAACUUCUAGAGCUCCCUUCAGAAGAUUUGGUCUCUGAGAAAGGCUUACAUGUGGCUGGAGUAACAGUAGUGAAAAUGCUGAACGAAAUCGCAAAAGAAGGAAAAAUUCCUAGGAAUGGGAACUGCCCGAAGGACAUGGAUGGACUAACGUAUCCUGGCAUUCAAAAGGUGUGCCAGAUGUUGUUCCAGCUUCCGUCAGGAUCAGCAAGUGAAAUUCGAGACGUUCGUCAACUCUUGGACGCAUUCAAAAACCUCCUUGACGCUUUUCCUCAUUACACAGCAGUCUUUGACUAUGAGAACUUUGUACAGCUCCUCGAUCUCAGUAGUACCGACAAUCCUGAGGUAGCGGCCACUGUUCUCUCGGUGGUGGAGCUUGUUCUCAAGUACAACGUUACAGGGAAGGCAUACUUGCAAACGUGGAUUGAUAGUGGUGAUAAAAGACUGAAGAAACACAGGUUGCUCUAUGUGCCACUAUUCACAACUUACUUUGGGCUGGUUCAGUCAGAUGGUGUGACACCCUACGUGAAGACAGCUGAUGACCUCUACUGGGAGUUUGGGAUGAAAUCCCUGCUUGAAGAGUCUGAUCAGGCACAGGACAAGUACCUGUCGUAUUUACUUGUGCUGCUGCUGCAGUAUAAAAGUGACCCAGAGAAGCUGGCUGUGACUCAGACAUUGUGUUCUCAACUACAGAGUAAGAAGGCCAUCCCUGUCAGCCUAAUCAGGCUCUUGGAGGCAAUGUUAGGACAGUUAUUCAAGUCGGAUACCAUGACAGAUGAUCAGUCUGAAGAUACUGUUUCUACCAUUCAUACUUGCCUUUCGCUUGUGGGUGGCAUAUUUGCGGUGAAGUCAGACGAGCCAGAGAAUCAAGCUGUGGUGAUCAGUUUCAUCAAGACUGUUACAGGAUACCUAAAACGGAUGGACAAGGAGUCUCUCACUUUGAAGAAACUUUCCUCAGCUCUGCAGCCGAACUGGGCAAAGGUUGUCAAGUCGGGACUAAGGAAUCAUUUUGAAACUCCUGAGGUACAUCAACUCCUGGCGUUCCUCACUGACCACAUGUACGGCGUUGAGGAUGAUGAAGGACUGGACCCCACACCGAACACCUUACUGGAGAUGAUAAUGUCCCACUCCAAGUUCCUCCCGCUGAUGUUGGGUGAAGUUGAAAAACAAGCAGUCAAAGGUGCUAUAGUGGACCUCCUACACGCUGUGAUAUCCAAGAACCCAAGUUGUUGUCAGCAGUCACACGCCUCCAUUCUUCUUGCUGCAUAUGGUGCCACCUUAUCAGACACCGACAGAAAAUUGCUACAGUUGCUUCAUAUCUAUGAAAGUUCUGGAAUCGACAUGUCACUAUACAGGCCUUACAUGUGGGGACCUAAAUCUGUGGAACACCUCUCGGUGAAGAAGGACCUGGGACCCUCCCUGUGGAAGCACGCCACAAUGCAACAAGUUGUGGAGAUGCUGGAUGAGAGGAAAGUGAUGAGGUCUGCACUGAAGUUUCCACUGAGAAGAAAACUGAUGCCCUCCCCUGAUCGCUCGGAAGAACUGGAUCCGAUUUCUGACUGUUACGACCCAUGUUUCCUCCUGCCACUGUUUAGCUAUCUUCUGAGACCAGAUGCUCUCGUUAACUGCCAUAUCUUCAUCGAGAGGAAUUGUUUCGGUUACUCGCUAGCGGCUCUCAGUAGCCACGACCCCCACAUGAGAGGCGCAGCGUACCACGUCCUUGCCAGGUUCCACCAACAGCUAGAGGGGUCGAGGCUCUUGGGAAAGGAACAUGUCAUAUACCUGUUGGAUUGCAUCAGGAACAGCAUGGAGUCGCCAAAUACUAAACUGGCUUGUAUCAUUGGGGUUUUCCUAGUGAAGGCGGCACAGCUUUUGGUACAUCCAGUGGAUCACAUGUAUGGCAUGAUCCAGUCAUUCCUCUUGCUGAAACCUGCCCUCGACCUCGUCAACAUACCAGAGUUCUACAAGUUGUUCAACAGCUCGGCAAUUGAGUUUAAGAUAGAGCGUCGUUGGGUGCUCUCCCUGAUGGCCGAUGGUCUACGCGAGUCAGCUGACUACAAGAUAUUUGAAAAGAAAUUUGCCUUCAAGCUGCUGCUUAGUUUCCAUGAUUCACCAACAAGUGAUGCUGCUACACAGAGUCUGGUGUUGAAGAUUGUCCAUGAAGGAUGCAAGAUUAAGAAAGUUGCUUAUGACUUGAUAAAGAAUCAGGGAGUUCUCACAUGGCUCAAUGGCGUAAUAUCACACAGGCUUGUAGAAGGCAACAAGAUAGAAAUGGUCACUGACAUUCUCGCAAGUCUGUGGUCCACCAUUGCUGGUGACAGAGACGACAAAAAAGAGAGCAAGUGUCUGCCCCUGGUGUUCCUCAGUGAAAUUCUCUUCACCUUGUUAAAUCUUCUCCAGGACCUUGGGGAAGCAUCGGACAUCGACAUGCUCCAGAAGUAUGUGCUCACAUUGUCAUCAGUCAUCAAGGAGCUACUGGUGACAGAGUCGACUCAUGAAGCCAGUGGUUAUCAGACACUCAAGUUGAAACCAUCACUCAUGCAUCUUUUGAAGAUUGUACAGCUAUCGGCCGUCUGCUCUGGCGAUUCUGAGUUAUCGUCAAGUUUGAAGGUGCUCGAAUCUAAAACAGAGAAGUGUGCUGGUACCGAGAAGACAGGUAUCGAAAAUGUACCAAAAUUAACUGGGAAUGGAAAGGAGGAUUCAUCAGAAUUGACGGAACAUUUUGUACGAAUUGUUACAAGUUGUCCUAUGGAUCUGACAGAAAUGGGCGGUAAUGUGUCCCAAUUUGAACUGGAUCGAAUUGUGCGAAUGGUUAUUCUGAUCCAAGAUUGGCUGCUGAAGUCGCUGUUGAACGUCCCAGUGGAGAGUUGGACCUGCUUGCUUCGGAUGACCCUGCAGUGGUUUGUUGAUGUCCUUGAGAAAGACUGUCCAGUAGUCAAUCAACUGAAGGAAAAACUAAUCCAGGGUAUUGACGCGGGAACAAUCAGGGUGACAGACCAUCUUCUUCCUCUGUUUAGUCAGAUCUCAGCAGUGCAAGUUGGCGACUUGGACAUUUUGCGACUUUCCUCGGAUCAUUUUGCGAGAGUUCACCAUGUUAAGGAAGGUGAUGAGGUGACAAAGCUGAGGUUGCUGUUGUGUAAGGUGUUUCUGCUCCUGACCGACUGGGCUUUGAAGACGGAGGCGGUGACCCCUCGUGUUGUGGAUCUGAAGGAGAGGGCACGGAUGUUCACUGCUGAUCUAACUGAUGCCAAAAUGCUGGGAGAGAGGGAAGGUGCCGCCGAGAGGGGUUCAGCCCUGCUGACAGAGUUGUGGAUGGGUGCUUCUGAGUCAAGAUCUACUGAACCCAAGUCGGUAUUCACAAAAUCUGGCGUCAAGACUCCAAAACCAGUAAAGAGAAGUAGUUCUGAGACGUCACCUUCUGUAACACGGAGUGCUAAAAAGCUGAAGACACCCAAGUCUGCAAAGAAAGCUGUCACUCCUAUUGACAAUAUUAAACAGAUACUGACCCCUGAAAACGUAAGGACCCCAAAACCAUCCAAGUCUGGCAAAAAGACUGCCACUCCUGGUGCUGUUAAACUAGCACGAACUCCUAAGAUAGAAUCAGGUCAGUUGGGAAACUUGAAGACUCCGAAGACACCCGGGUCGGGCAAAAGGCUACCUAGUCUUGCCAAAGUGAUGGUAACUCCUAAUUUGAAACUUAACGAGCUAAAAAAACCUAAAACACCUAAGUCUGCAAAAAGAGCUUAAACACUUCUGAUAAUGAGCAAAUUCUCAUUUUCAGUUUUUUGCCUAAAAUAGCCAUGUUUGUCAAUUACGUCUUCUGGAGGUAUUGAUGCAGUGUUUGCUAGUACCUUGUAACACGUAUGAACAGACAAUUAUUGUUAAUGCCGUUAUCAUUUUAAAGAUUCGAGGAAUGGACAAAUUAUGUCGACUGCAUGUUGUUGUACACUGCACAUCUUGUGUAUUAUCUGAUGAA